Aspergillus brunneoviolaceus CBS 621.78 is the source of this 1394-nucleotide messenger RNA. RefSeq names its product CDC50/LEM3 family protein. Bases 1 to 1197 code for a protein of 398 amino acids. NCBI's taxonomy places the organism in Eukaryota, Fungi, Ascomycota, Eurotiomycetes, Eurotiales, Aspergillaceae. The transcript is spliced from 6 exons. The record is from RefSeq and is a predicted model, not a curated record. Gene Ontology annotation, cellular component: plasma membrane; Golgi apparatus; endoplasmic reticulum.
AUGUCUCACACAGAAGCCACUCGUACGGAGUACAACAAUGAAGAGCAUGGGGGGUCUGGCGAUGACAAGAAGUCCAAGACUAGAAGACCAGCAAAUACCGCUUUCCGGCAGCAGCGUUUAAAAGCCUGGCAGCCAAUCCUGACCCCUAAGAGCGUGUUGCCUCUCUUUUUUGUCAUUGGCGUCAUUUUUGCCCCGAUCGGUGGUCUUCUACUAUAUGCCAGCUCGCAGGUCCAGGAGAUAGUCAUAGACUACUCAGAAUGCGCCAGCAAGGCAUCCUCCCGACCAACCUCAAUUUCAGAUAGGGUGAAAACCUCGUUCAAAUCGAGCAAUGAACAAUCAACACCGACUUGGCAGAGCCUGAACAAGAAUGGAACAACCGUCUGUCGCUUGAUUUUCGAAAUUCCUGAUAAAUUAGAACCGCCCGUAUUCAUGUACUAUCGCCUGACCAACUUCUACCAGAAUCAUCGCAGAUAUGUCAAAUCACUCGAUAUUGAUCAGCUGAAAGGAAAGGCCGUCGACAACGAAACUAUUAGUGGAGGAUCUUGCGAUCCGCUCAAGCUUGACCAUUCUGGGAAAGCGUAUUAUCCAUGUGGUCUUAUUGCAAAUUCGCUAUUCAAUGACACAAUUAGCAGUCCCGAGCUCCUGAACGGCGACGAUGCUCAGACAUAUUACAUGACGAAUAAAGGUAUAGCGUGGGACAGCGACAAGCAGCUGAUCAAGAAGACCCAGUACAAUAAAUGGCAGGUGGUCCCUCCGCCUAAUUGGCAUGAUCGCUAUCCUAAUGGAUACGUUGACGGAAUCCCCAAUCUUCACGAGGAUGAAGAGUUCAUGGUAUGGAUGAGAACCGCAGCAUUGCCGGCUUUUAGCAAAUUGUCGCGGCGAAACGACACCACAACCAUGGCUGCGGGAAGUUACCAGCUCGACAUUGAGGACCGCUUUCCCGUCACUGAGUACGGUGGUACGAAGUCGAUACUAAUUUCCACUCGAACUGUUAUCGGUGGCCAAAAUCCCUUUAUGGGGAUCGCGUAUGUAGUCGUCGGUGGUGUCUGCAUUGUUCUCGGCGCGCUCUUCACCAUUGCUCACCUAGUACGACCCAGAAAACUCGGUGACCACACCUAUUUGACCUGGAACAACGACCAUGGCAGUCCUGCUACCUCAACUGGAAGAGAUGGCAGAUUUGGAUCCCAUGCUCCAUAGGGAUUUUCUGGUGUUCGUUUCGUCGCCUCUUUCAUAGGAAUGUAAUGUCUCUUUUCCUUUUUUCUUUACACACUGUCUUUUCUUUACAUGGUAAUCGCGUCAGUAAAUCGGAUUCUGAUGUUUUUGAUGCCUUUGUUCACGGAGUUGCUUGGCUCAUGUCCUCAUAUUUGUCUACACCAAAUUGAUUGAAGCUACCA